Messenger RNA from Penicillium atrosanguineum, 516 nucleotides. RefSeq lists its product as uncharacterized. The transcript has 2 exons. The record is from RefSeq and is a predicted model, not a curated record. Bases 1 to 516 code for a protein of 171 amino acids. Lineage: Eukaryota; Fungi; Ascomycota; Eurotiomycetes; Eurotiales; Aspergillaceae.
AUGCGGACUGAUGAGUCUCAUAAGAUCUACUGUGCCCCCAAGGCAUCUCCGACUAACGAGACUCCCGACGCACCUGCGACCACAACCACCACUCCGCCACUGCAGAAUGGAGAUCACAUUCAAGAGGCAGGGGGUCACGAGACCAAGCAAUCUCAGAGCUUUCCCGGGUCUAUAGCUACGUCUCCAGAGCUCAAAGAGCUGCUUCUCCGCCACCCUCAGCUCCGCAAUCAGUUGCACGAGAUAUAUCGAGGAACACAGGAAGACCAAUGGGUAGAGUGGUACACCCCUCCCACGCGAGGGCGUGGUCAUGGCCGAGGAGGCAGAGCUCCGACUCGCCGUAGUCGAGGUCCAUGGACAGCGGAGAAAGGGUUCAACCGCGGCCUAGGCAGGGUACGGAAGUUUAGGCAUGAUUGCGAAGAGGGAACAGAGACGGGCACCGACGCAGAGGCGUUUAUGCAAUUUCUGGCCCUGGUCCAUGGUCAGCAAGAACAGUCGGAACAGCAACACGCGACAUAA